Dimorphilus gyrociliatus is the source of this 1293-nucleotide messenger RNA. The record is from the annotation of a GenBank genome assembly. NCBI's taxonomy places the organism in Eukaryota, Metazoa, Annelida, Polychaeta, Dinophilidae.
GCACUUUUUCCGAAGUGGAAGUGGAAUUUUUGUUGCGUUUAUUUACGUUUAUAUUAACUAAAUGACGCAUAUUUCCCAAUCGUUCUUCUCCGUCCUCCUGAACCAAGAAACUUAAUUUCUUGUUACAUAACAAUGGCGAAACAUUCAGAUUAUUACAGAGCUGCUUGCACAUUUACGGCCGGUCUUUCUGGAAUGAUGUUUCCAGAUCCAUCACCUUACGCCAAAUCAGCUUGGCCAUCACAACAUAGCCCGCAAACUCAAGGUUUCCAUUUGAAAGCUGAUACGGUAAAACACCUUCCUUGGGCUGAACCUGCUCCGGUACCCCCUAGCUCGACGCCUAACGCUAGUAAUUCAGGCGGGGCCGUAAAAACUCCAAUGAGCCCUUCAAUAGCCGCAACUGCUUGGCAAAUUGCUAGACAACCAGAUUCUCGGAACGGAUUAUUACAGGCGGCGAGUUCUAGACCGGAAACAGCGGCAGGUUAUUCGCACACGUCCCUAUCUUGCAUACCGAAAACGGAAGGAGCACACAACCAAUGGAGACCUCAGGGUUCUGGUCAGAUUCAAUUGUGGCAAUUUCUACUCGAACUGCUGUCUGAUAGUACAAAUUCCAAUUGUAUACAAUGGGAAGGUACUAAUGGAGAAUUUAAAUUGGUUGACCCAGAUGAAGUUGCUAGGAGGUGGGGUGAGAGAAAAUCAAAACCAAAUAUGAAUUACGAUAAAUUAUCAAGAGCAUUACGCUAUUACUACGAUAAAAAUAUCAUGACGAAAGUUCAUGGAAAAAGGUACGCCUACAAAUUUGAUUUCGCCGGCCUUGCCCAGGCGAUGCAACCAUCUUCGACCGAUCCAACAUCAUAUAAGUAUCAACAAGAUCUUCUAAUGUCAACGUAUCACCACCAUACGUCAAAGUUUAAUUUCAUGAACGCUCCGAUUUCGUCCUCCAACGGUUUUUUUGCAUCUAGUCCGUCUUACUGGGGUUCUGGUGCUAAUCUCUAUUCGAAUCUACCUAAUGCCAUGCCUCAUCACGCUCCUCAUGUCACGUCUCAUCUUUCCUCUCCAUUUUAUUCCUAUGAACACGUACAUCAAUGAGGGUACAUAAUUGAAUAAUUAAUUAAUUAACAAGGCACACGUUUUUAUAGUAUAUUUACAUGUAUAUUAAUUCUCGUAUAGUUCAGAGAUAUUACAUGCCAAUUGUGCCAAGAAUUCUUGUAAAAAAUUUAUCUAGUCAUAUUUACAAGAGACACAUAAUUAACAAAUAUAUCCAGAAACAUGUAGAUAUAUAUGUACAGUUGCUUG